GGUACUGGAGUUGGUUGCUCUGCUCGGCAAAGUGGUGUCGUUUUGCUAUUUUGGUGUUUUGACGUUGUACCGCAGCAGUGCAAUUUCAGUUCGGUUUCGUGCAUUAACGUGUUUAGACGUGUAAGCUAUGUUGACCGUAUACUAAGAGUGCGGCAUUUCGUGUUAUUUGUGUGUGUGCGUACAGAAAAUGAUUUUCAAAUACAACUAAUUGCGUUCUGGACAGCUAAUUUGAAAAAAAAAAAAUUAUUUUAAUAAAGCUGUUUUGAAGAAAAUACUUAACCAAUUAACGGAAAAUAAAUAUACGGAAGCGUUGUGCAGCAUCCGCAAGCGCGUCACUGUGUUCCGAUAGCGGCAGACAACACAAAAAACGCCUCCGCCCCAAUGCAAAUCGAAAAGAAAACCAAAGAAAAAAUCGUUCUCGCCGGGUUCCAAUCGCGAAAUGCAUGAAUGAAUAAAUAAAUGAAUGAAGUGCAAAAGUGUUAGCGACGAGUAAUGAUGAAAUGAUUAUUUGCAUGCAGUGCUGGUGAUGUUAUUGAUGAUGAUGAUGAUUGAGACGAGUGCUAGAUGGUGAAUGCAAUUAGUACUGAUGGAGUCCAAGUUGAUAUAAAAUUGGCAUUGCAGCAAAAUUAGAAGCCACUUAUGAAAAUAUCUUGCAAAACUGGUUGGGAAUUUAAGGAAACUGCACUGCUUGCCACCGCCAUAGACAAAUUACCGCAAACGCGUUUGUGUUUUGCAGCAUACAAACUGUGCGUUAACAAAAAUAAUUUUUAAUUUUUUUUUUUUUUUAUAAAUUUUAUGUGAUGAAGUUGCUUAACAGCAAAGGUCGCAACAGAGGUCAUGUGAUGCCAAAAAGGAAGUAACGACAAAAAUAUGCAAAUAUUUACAAAUAAAAACGAAAUUUCAUUGUAGCAGCAAAUGGCUGCAAGGUGCGCGACAUUGUGAACAAAAUAACGUGCUCUCAUUUGUGUUGAUUUUUUGCGCAAAUUGCUAAUAAAACUUGCAGUGUGCAUAGUGCAACAAGAAUUUAAAAAAUAAAAGUUAACAACAAAAAGCUCCAAAUACGUAAGUUACACGCGUAAUCACUGCCGUUAGCGAGGCCUCGACACUUCCUCAAGGAGCAGUAGCAGUCGGUGAAAGUUAAAAACAGCGGACAUCAACAGACCCUCCGUUUGCUCUGCUACGUUUGUGCUCACCUAAGGCCAAGUGCCGAAACGCUGCCGGGCUUUGCCGACAUUGACAGUGGCACCAACUUUUACGUGACACCCAGCAAAAAUAAUAAAAAAAUAAAAAAACACACACAUACACACUUAGUAUGUAGGAGCAACAUAUUUUCUGUGUAUUUUCUUCUGCCAUCAUCAUCGUGUCUAAAAUGUAAGCCUCGGUCAUAUACUAAUUUCAGUUCUUUUAUGGUUCAGUAUUAAAAUGCACACAUCCAGAGAGUAAGCAGGCACCGGGCAGCAGGCAGACACCAGGCAGCAGGGGCUGUACAGCACCAAAUGUCAUCAUUAUCAGCUGCAGCGAAGCAAGGCAAAGUACUGACAACAAAUACGGUGGCGUGGAGGACACACUGAUGAACGUGUGUUAGAGCGAAAAUGUCAGUGACGGCAAACUCCGCUACUUUAGCAGUAGUCAAUCAAAGGCCGUUGAAGCGCUUGGUAGUGUUCGUACAAAGCAGCUGUAGUGAAUGUGGAACAUUUUGAAAGAAAAAAAAAAUAAGGAUCAAAGUGCGAAUAUGCGACGCGUUAAAUGAUAGUAAAUUUUAAGAUGCGCCAAGGACCUUUCUGACUAUUAUGUAAAUGCAGUUGAAAUACUAAAUAGCAACAGUAACACCAACUCAUACAAACAAAAAAUAAGGAAAAUUGCGCGAUGUACGUGUCUGAAAAGUGAUUACUUAAGCAAAUACCUAAUUUUAUUAUUAUUUUUAUUAUUACUGCGACUGAGCAGUGCAACAAGCAAGCAAACUACAUUGAAAAUAUUGAGGAAAGUGCAAAAUUAAAUGAUAUGAUGUGGCGCGUGUGUCGCCGCGGCUUGCACAAAUGUGGCCAAGUGAAAUCUGAGCUGUGAGCAACUUGGCUGGCUGGCAGGCAGGCAGGUCCACUCGUGUGAGAGUAGAUCUUUAUUUCGUUUAACGCCGUUCAAGGCAAAGCAACACAUUUAUGCCAGAUGCCAACGAAAAUGAGUGUAUAGUAAAUUUUUAUGUGUAUACGCGCAUUUGUAAAAUCUUAUGAGUGGCUCAUAACGAGUGCUCCUAUACCAACAAACGAAAAACGCUAAUCGCACAAGAUCGUUUAAACAGUUGAAAGUGUUUUGCCAAAACAGAAUUGCCAUUCAAUUUUUUUCCUCUUUGAGUGUGUGUGUGCCAAUGCGCUUCAGCUAAAUUGCAGCUAUUUUAACGGUGCAAAUGUGUGUCCAUGUGUUUGCUGGCAAAUUGAUUUAAACUGCCACUUAUACGGAAAAAGUAAACAACAAGAAGUGGAAAACAAUCCUAAAUGGAUUGGCGCGAGAAGCACGUGUGCUCCAAACAGUAGAAAAAAAUUAAAAAAAAACAAAAAAAAACGAGGAAAAGAAUACAAGUAGCAACAACGAAAACUACACCGCCCUUUAACGCCAGUCCGACAAACGCUAAAUGAAAAUAUUUUCGCGGAAAUUGCAUGUCGUGCAACAUUUACCACCAAUGCCCAUUAAAAGCAGUCCUUGUGUACAUGUGUAUGUGUGUUUUAGCAGCUAAAUGACGCCGGUUGGCGUCUAAUGGUGCUGCAACGCGGUAAUAGCGCACGUAAAAUAAAUAAUAAAGAAAAUAUAAUAAAAAAAAAAACAAAAUACGUAUACAAAACAAAAUUCAGUGCAAGUGCAACAAGCAGCACACACAGCAACACAGUUUGAGUGCGAAUCUACUUAUUCGUUUUCUCGCUUGUCGGCGCGCUCCGCCAACUUGACGUUAACAAUAAUUACGCGCGCGUAAAUUAGUCCCGUUUCGACAUUUUGUAGCGCGUUAAUUGCUGCACACACGCCAAAUUCACACAUCAACAAUUUUGGGCAAACAAAACUUAACACCCACUAACGCCACUUCUCCCAAGGCACCUGUACCUCGUGUAUUUUGCUGCCACUAGCCACUCAAGUCCAUUCCUUCCCCACUACCACAAUGGCCGUCAGCAAUAUCGUCUGCGAGUGGCUGCGCGCCCUUGGCCUAGCUCAGUAUGCCGAGAGCUUUCUGGAUAAUGGCUAUGACGAUUUGGAGAUUUGCAAACAGGUCGGUGAUCCCGAUUUGGAUGCCAUUGGCGUGGAAAAUCCGAUGCAUCGUCAUAAAUUGCUGAAAAGCAUACGACAGUUGCGUGAAAAGGGUGCCGCUUCCGUUUAUUUUAUGUUGAACGAUCCGAGCUCGUUGUCGGGCAGCAUGGAGAUUCUUUGUGAAACGCCACCAAAUGAGUUGGAUUUGGUGCUACGCGAGCAACUGGAAACCGAUGGCAUACGCUUGACCGCGCAUCCAUACUCGACACCGGUGAGUACUGAGAAAUUCAUCUUAAUUUGGUUAAUUCAAUUAAAUAGGUCUCCUAACUUACUUAGCCUUUAUAUGAAUAUAGAAAUGAUGAGAGUGAUGCUAUGUUAUGCUGGGUUUUGCAUGAAAAGUGAUAUACAGGGUUCGAUUGAAAAGUAA
Messenger RNA from Anastrepha ludens (Mexican fruit fly), 3655 nucleotides. RefSeq names its product sterile alpha motif domain-containing protein 5-like. The transcript is spliced from 3 exons. The record is from RefSeq and is a predicted model, not a curated record. Gene Ontology annotation, molecular function: protein binding. NCBI's taxonomy places the organism in Eukaryota, Metazoa, Arthropoda, Insecta, Diptera, Tephritidae. The coding region runs from base 3143 to 3655 and encodes 170 amino acids.